This is a messenger RNA of Pyrgilauda ruficollis (rufous-necked snowfinch), 1470 nucleotides long. Its product is annotated as serine/arginine repetitive matrix protein 2-like. The record is from RefSeq and is a predicted model, not a curated record. The transcript has 2 exons. Lineage: Eukaryota; Metazoa; Chordata; Aves; Passeriformes; Passeridae. The annotation marks the transcript as partial.
AUGGACGGAGCGCGGAGCCUCCCCCGGCUGCUGCCGCUGCUGGCCCUGGCCCUGCCCGCGGUUCUGGGGGUCGAAGAGACUCCCGGGGUGACCCCGAGCGCCGGCAAGCCGAGGCACGGGGAGAGGGGAGGGAAAUCUCUCCAAGUCCUUCCCCCGCGCCGCGGCGAUCCGCGGGACGGGCUCAGCGAGCCGGGCUCCGGCAGCGCGGAUCCUCCCGCGGGGACGGAGCUGGGGCAGCGCUCCGAGCUCUCCCCGCGCUCCCGCGGCGCGGAUCCUCCCGCGGGGACGGAGCUGGGGCAGCGCUCCGAGCUCUCCCCGCGCUCCCGCGGCGCGGAUCCUCCCGCGGGGACGGAGCUGGGGCAGCGCUCCGAGCUCUCCCCGCGCUCCCGCGGCGCGGAUCCUCCCGCGGGGACGGAGCUGGGGCAGCGCUCCGAGCUCUCCCCGCGCUCCCGCGGCGCGGAUCCUCCCGCGGGGACGGAGCUGGGGCAGCGCUCCGAGCUCUCCCCGCGCUCCCGCGGCGCGGAUCCUCCCGCGGGGACGGAGCUGGGGCAGCGCUCCGAGCUCUCCCCGCGCUCCCGCGGCGCGGAUCCUCCCGCGGGGACGGAGCUGGGGCAGCGCUCCGAGCUCUCCCCGCGCUCCCGCGGCGCGGAUCCUCCCGCGGGGACGGAGCUGGGGCAGCGCUCCGAGCUCUCCCCGCGCUCCCGCGGCGCGGAUCCUCCCGCGGGGACGGAGCUGGGGCAGCGCUCCGAGCUCUCCCCGCGCUCCCGCGGCGCGGAUCCUCCCGCGGGGACGGAGCUGGGGCAGCGCUCCGAGCUCUCCCCGCGCUCCCGCGGCGCGGAUCCUCCCGCGGGGACGGAGCUGGGGCAGCGCUCCGAGCUCUCCCCGCGCUCCCGCGGCGCGGAUCCUCCCGCGGGGACGGAGCUGGGGCAGCGCUCCGAGCUCUCCCCGCGCUCCCGCGGCGCGGAUCCUCCCGCGGGGACGGAGCUGGGGCAGCGCUCCGAGCUCUCCCCGCGCUCCCGCGGCGCGGAUCCUCCCGCGGGGACGGAGCUGGGGCAGCGCUCCGAGCUCUCCCCGCGCUCCCGCGGCGCGGAUCCUCCCGCGGGGACGGAGCUGGGGCAGCGCUCCGAGCUCUCCCCGCGCUCCCGCGGCGCGGAUCCUCCCGCGGGGACGGAGCUGGGGCAGCGCUCCGAGCUCUCCCCGCGCUCCCGCGGCGCGGAUCCUCCCGCGGGGACGGAGCUGGGGCAGCGCUCCGAGCUCUCCCCGCGCUCCCGCGGCGCGGAUCCUCCCGCGGGGACGGAGCUGGGGCAGCGCUCCGAGCUCUCCCCGGGCUCCCGCGGCGCGGAUCGUCCCGCGGGGACGGAGCUGGGGCAGCGCUCCGAGCUCUCCCCGCGCUCCCCGCGCUCCCGGGGCCGUUCCCCUCCCAGGCGCGCCCCGUCGCGCCCUCGCUCGGGCGCCGCUUCUGCCGGAUCG